AUGAAGAACGAGUUCAACUGCCCAGUCGAACUCGGCAGGCCAACGGUCGCCUAUCGCGAGUGCAUCGCGGCUCCCUACAAGUUCCACUACCGUCACAAGAAGCAAACCGGAGGACAGGGUCAAUUUGGACAGAUUGAAGGAAUCGUUGAGCCACUGCCACCAGAUCAGAAUACCGUGAUCAAGUUCACCGACGAAUGCUUUGGAACGAGUAUCCCCAAGAAUCUGUUCCCCGCGCUGAAGAAGGGUCUUGACCAAGUCACCCAGGAAGGACCUCUGAUGAAACAAAAGAUUGCUGGUAUCAAUGUGCGAGUACAGGACGGUGAGACGCAUAUGGUUGAUUCUACUGAAAUCGCCAUGAUCAACACUAUGGCUAACAUGAUGCGCGAGUGCUACGAAAAAGCGGCGUGGCUGCUUCUCGAGCCGAUCAUGAAGGUGGAGGUGACGACGCCAAGUGAUUUCCAGGGAUCUGUCGUCAACACGUUGACACAACGAAAUGCGCUCAUCACCUCCACGGACACGAUCGAUGGCUACACCACGGUCAUUUGUGAGGCGCCGUUGUCCGACAUGUUCGGCUACACUUCGCUGCUGCGUUCAGUGACCGAGGGCAAGGGAGAAUUCAACAUGGAAUAUUGCCGAUACGCGCCCUGCCCAGCCACCACCCAGGACAACGUCAUCAGGCAGUGGCAAAUCGACCAGGGCCUAGUCGACCCGAAGGCUGACGCCAAGAAGAAAAAACGA
Mesorhabditis spiculigera is the source of this 738-nucleotide messenger RNA. The record is from the annotation of a GenBank genome assembly. Lineage: Eukaryota; Metazoa; Nematoda; Chromadorea; Rhabditida; Rhabditidae.